AUGAACAAGCUACCAGCAUCCAAGAUACCUAAAGACGGACCUGGCCCGAGGGGACUCCCAGAUUGCUAUUACACGUCAAGAGUAUUGAAUUCCACAUUUCGAUACGUGAAAUUCGUGAAGAGACUUCGAGCCGAGGAAGAGGAGCAGCGCCGCGGUGCCGAGACCAGACUCAAAGAGCUGACAGACAAACAGAACAGCGAUUUCUUCAUUCGAUGUGAUCGCAGAUCUUUAAUAAACAAUGUUGCACGCCGUGUCGAUUUAUGUAUGGCAUCUUAUCAGGAGGACUUGCAGAAGAAGCGACAAAGAUUGCUAGAACUCUUCCAACAAGAAGAAGAAGCUAAUAUUCGUAAAUUCGUGGAACAAGCGCAGGCGGGCGCCGAGGCUCUAUGGCAAGAUAAGAAAGACCGCUUGCAGUACUUGCUUGCGAAAAGGAAGAAAGAACACGAAGACAAAUACAAAGAAACGCCUCUAUCGAAAUGCGUCCACGUUUUGCCCUGCAUCUACAAGUUGCGCGCCAAAGAGGCAGAAGAAAUACAACUGUAUCAAAUUAAAGAGAAAGAAGCCAGAAAAAUGGCUGAGAAGGAGUUUGAUAAGAUGUGGCACGAAGUCACGAUGAAGGAAUCCGAAGCGUUGGCAGCCAGAAUGGAACAGGACGCGAUAGAACGUCUAAGACGCGACUUGGAAUGUAAACAGUACUCUGAUCAGCAAUUGGAACAGAGAAGAAUUCAAAGGGAAAAAGAGAGGGAGAUGCUGAAAGAAGAAUCGAAGAGAUUUAAGGCUAUUUGGGACGAGGACAUCAGGAAGGAACAAGAAGCUGAACAUCAGAGAGCAGAGAAGCGUAAAGAAACAGCCCGCGAACGUAUGGAGAUGAUUCUGGAAAGACAGGAGACUGUUAGGAAACAGCAAGCCGAGGCUAAGCUCAUUGCUGACACGUGGGAUUCUCUAACGGGCCAAGGUAUAGCCGAUGAGAAAGCGGCUAUCGAGUUGAGGAGACGGAAAGAGCGCGAACUAAACGAAUGCAAUAAAAAAAUGAUUGAAAUGAAAAAAGAGCUGGAGAAAUUGGAACGCGCGAGCGACGGAGACUUCCAGCUGGAGGCAGCGAGGAGACAGGAGUUGGUCGACAAAAAGCGCUGCGAAUAUUUAACCUGGUCACAGAAGACUAACAAAGAAGUACGGCAAGCGAUGAUCGACCAGAUAAAGGAACGUGAAUCGGCACGUAAUGUCCUGAAAGAGAAACUGGCUGAGCAGGACGAGUACUACCGGCAAUUGUUCAGUCAGCUGGAGGGGCUCGCGGCUCACAAAGAGAAGACGGACGCCGAGGCGAGGAGGCAUCACCAACGCGACCUGCUCGACCAGAUCAAGUACAACCAGAUGCUGAAGGAGCGUGCGCGACAAGCCGAAUUGGAUGAGAUCAAGAAAUGUCAGAUCGCAAAAGAAGAAUACGAACGGGAGAUCAGCAAGAUGUUGUGCCGACCGCAUUUCAGUGACGAGGUUCAUCCAUUCAUGAAACAAAUGGUGAAAGGUUUGAAGAUGUCUGAGAAAUGUCCCUGCUCUAAGUCGGACUAUUGUUCUUAG
This is a messenger RNA of Bombyx mandarina (wild silkworm), 1575 nucleotides long. RefSeq lists its product as uncharacterized. NCBI's taxonomy places the organism in Eukaryota, Metazoa, Arthropoda, Insecta, Lepidoptera, Bombycidae. The record is from RefSeq and is a predicted model, not a curated record.